Molecule: messenger RNA, 1299 nt
Organism: Closterium sp. Naga37s-1
Lineage: Eukaryota; Viridiplantae; Streptophyta; Zygnematophyceae; Desmidiales; Closteriaceae
Source: the annotation of a GenBank genome assembly
AUGUUCCCCCAUUCAUCGCCAUCAUCUGCCAGACGUGGUGCCGCGACGGAGAGCGGAGGACAACGACUGCACGGACUGGAGCACGGGCAUCUACCACCUCUCAGCCCCUCCGACCCUGUCUCGCAUUCAUCCUUUCUACCUGCAGACGUUGUGCCGCGCGGAUUACCAGGGCUGCCGGACGUGGUGCCGCGAGGGCUACCUACGUGGUGCCGCGAGGGCUACCAGUGCCGGCCGGAGAGCGCGUACUGCGACCUGAAGAACGACUGCACGGACUGCAGCGAUGAGGAGCCCGAGCAGUGCUACUCCAUCUACAAGGACAUGCGCAAAGACCUGUGCAAGCCCCAGGGCCUGGUGCGAUGUCCCAACGACCCAGGCUACUGUAUCGACCCCCAGGAAGUGUGUGACAGCAUCCCGCAGUGCUCCGACGGGUCAGACGAGUUUGACUGCUUCGCCCACACGUGCCAGCCUGGCCAGAUCCACUGCCCCAUCACCGGCUACUGCGCAAAGGGCCGGCUGUGCGAUGGAACGCCGGAUUGCUUUGGGGAGAUGGGCGAGGAGGACGAGAAUCCAGACUUCUGCCAGGGGUAUGCGUGUCCGGCGGGGUGGAAAAAGUGUGCGGAUGGGCUGCAGUGUGUGGAGGCUGGUAGGUGGUGUGAUGGCGCUGUGAACUGCCUGGAUGGGAGCGAUGAAGGGGCGGUUUGUGUUGUGCCUCCUCCUCCUCCGCCUGCUACUGGAGGAUCUGGGACCAGCUCAGGUGGUUCUUCAGGUGGUUCAGGUGUUUCCAACAGCAGCAGCACUCCAGUUGUUUUGAGCAAGGAGGAGAUUGCGAAGCUGAAGAAGCUGGCUCAGGAGAAAAAGGCGGCAGCCAUGGCUGCCAAGAAGCAGAAGAUGGAAGCCAAGCGGGUGGCAGAAGAGGAGAAGACAAAGCAGCGGGCGGCCAAAAACGCUGCGAUUGAGGCAAAGAUCAAAGCUAAGGAGGAGAAAAAGGCUGCUGUUGCUGAGAAGAAAGCUGCUGCUGAAGCCAAGAAGAAGCAGCAGGCUGAAAAGGAAGCUGCAAUCGCGGAGAAGAAGAGGAAGCAGGAGGAGAAAGCUGCUGCGAUUGAGGCUAAGAAAAAGAAGGACGCCGAGAAGAAGGCAGCUAUUGAAGCCAAAAAGAAGCAGCAGGCUGAGAAGGAGGCAGCGAUUGCUGAGAAGAAGAGGAAGCAGGCAGAGAAGACUGCUGCUAUUGAGGCUAAGAAGAAAAAGCAAGCUGAGAAGGCAGCAGCGGUUGCAGCCAAGAACAAGGCAACCACUAAGUAA